Glossina fuscipes is the source of this 1498-nucleotide messenger RNA. RefSeq lists its product as uncharacterized. Lineage: Eukaryota; Metazoa; Arthropoda; Insecta; Diptera; Glossinidae. The transcript has a single exon. The coding region runs from base 84 to 1199 and encodes 371 amino acids. The record is from RefSeq and is a predicted model, not a curated record.
UGAAUGCACAACACUAGUUGUGAAUAUUUAACAGAUCAAUAAUGACAAUUGGUGGAAACAACUGAAGAAAACAGAAAUUUGUUAUGGAUUUUAUAGACGACUUCAUACAGGAAUAUAAAAAUAAUCCGUGCCUUUGGAAGGCGGAUUCAGUGAAUUAUAAAAAUCGAACCAAACGCCAGGAAGCUUACAUGAAACUUAUCGAUGUCGCUGCAAAACAUGGCGAGCAUUACAAUGUUGAAAGAACAAAGCAGAAAAUAAAUAACUUGCGUUGUGCAUUUCGCCAUCAACUUAAAAAAUAUAAUGAGCUCAAAAGCAAAGGCGAAAAGGAGGAGCCGUAUUGUCCUAAGCGUAAAUAUUUCGAAUCCCUUAUGUUUCUCAAGGACGAAGAGACACGCGAUAAAAGACUCAAACAAGACCAUUCAUUUGAUCAAGGCGCGAACAUAAAAGCAGAGAACCGUUUAUUAAGUUCCGAAACUGAAAGUGUAAAUACUGAAUUGUGUGAAACAGAUAAACACACGGGUGCUAGCAUAAAUGGUGUUACGGUUGAUACUAUACAGGUGGUACCCAAUAAUUUGUUUACGGAUAUUUGCAAGGAAAUACACAAGGAUAAUGGCGGUGGCGCAGAAAUGGAAGAUGAUUUAAAUAGCGAAGCGAAUAGCGGUACACUGCUCUUGGAUAAGGAUUCCAAUACGGUCAAUAUAUCCGUCAUUUCUGAAAAAGGUGUGCCGCUUACUCAAGAAAUUGAAGAGAUAGCAAUAACCCCCGUUAGGAAAGAGCACGUCUUUAUUGUGGAUACGGGUACUACAACAACCACUCAUCAUAUCAGCAAUACACCAUCACAUAAACAAACAUCCAGUAAAUCCCGCAAGCGAUCGUCUUCCUUUUCAUCACAGCACUCAAACGAAACGGAUAACACAACACCUAUAAAAACUAAUAAAAGUGACAUUACCUUAGAUCUAGAACAGCUACUUACACUUGCGUGUAAGAAUUUUCAAAAAAAUUCAAGCGAUCAUUAUACAUCGUUUGGGGACAUAGUUGCUCACAAAUUGCGCUCUAUGGACACCAAACAGGCGAUAUAUGCCGAAAAAAUCAUCUCGGAUAUUUUAUAUCAAGGGCAAAUGAAGCUUUUGUCCACCUCAACCAUAGAACGUUUUUCUCAAAUCGAGAAACAAUGCAAUAAUAAUAGCAAUAAUGUCUGAACUGGGUGGCCGUUACCUGCUCUCUGACUCUCAUGGUGAUCGGUGAAUCGACUCAAGAGUUAUAUUGCAAUAAAUUUUUUCUAAGGAUAAAACUCAAAAUUUAAACAGUAUGUAUAUGGCCUAUCCAUUUUAUAUUCAAAUGCACAUGUGUUGUACGAAUAGGAAUACACACAGAGGUUUACAAGUACUCUUCUGUCUAUCUUAGUAGCGUAAUUUUAAGCUCUCAGUACAAUUUAUUAUGAAAAAAAGAACAAUAUUAUGUAUUUUGUGUAAUUAAAAAACAUAAAAAACAUUUUUAA